AUGUACCAAUUCAUUGCGUCUGGUGGUGGAGAUGGCACCAUUGCGCUAUCGCAUGCCUCUGGGGCUCUGCUCGGCACGCUGGUGUCCGACCCUGCUGGAGGCGCGGUCCUCGCUCUUGCCUUCUCGGCCGGCUCGCGGUAUGUGGUGGCUGGUGGCAUGGCACGGUCGGUCCAGGUGUGGGACCUGAAGACCAGAAGCAUGGUCAAGAGCUUUGACGAUGGCCAUGCCCAGCAAGUCACCCGUAUUGUGUUCACCCCGUCAGACAAGGCUGUGGUGUCGGGCGAUGCUGCCGGUGUCCUCCUUGUCCACUCGCUCGUUCACUCGCGCGAGAUGGCCCGCCUCGAGCCGCCGAGCCCGGCUGCUAUCACUGACAUAGGCUUCUCGCCGUUCAAAAAGUCACUGCUGGCGGCGACGCAUGACGAUGGCUCGUUCCGACUGUGGAACGUGAGCUCGGGCGCGGAGCAUGCCGUCUUUCCGGCGGCGCACGAUGGACCGGCAUCGGGCCUUGCCUUCUCACCGGUCAACCACCUGCUCUGCACCACAGUGGGACAUGAUAAGCGCAUUGUGUUCUACGAUGUGUUUGAGAAGAAGAUCGUCAAGGUCAUCCACGCCCCGGUCCCGCUCUCGUGCAUCGCCUUUCUCGACGACGGCUUUACCCUCGUCGUCGGGACGACUGCCGGCUCUGUCCUCGUCUACAACCUCAAGGCCCGCUCGUCGGCACCGGCCACCACACUCCAAGCCCAUCCUGGGAGCUCUGUUGCUGCCAUUGACGUCGAGAACACGGUGUCGGGCAAGCGGAGCAGCGCGCGGCCCGGGGCUAGCGCCGGCGCCAGCGCGGCUCUGACUGCCGGCGGUGCCUCUGCCGGCCCUGCCACCGCGCCGGUUGCGUCCUCUGCGCCGCCGCCGGCUGCCCGUCGCGAGAGGGCGUCGCCGGCGCGGACGUCGGCGUACUCGGCGUAUGCCAACAUGGACAUGUUCUCGCCGCUCAAGGGCUCGGCGGCGCCGCGCGGAGCACGGACCUCACACUCGCCGCCGCGGCACGCUGGCUUGCCGCCGAGCCGGGCCGCUGUCGAACCACGGUCUCCACCUCACUCGCCGCCGCGCUCUCCGUCUGCUCCUGGCUCCCGUGGCAUGCCGAGCACCUACACCGCGGCCGCAUCCAAGAUCCAGAACGCGCUGCAGUCGUACGCGUCGCCGGCCCGUGCACCUGAGGACGUCCCGGCGUCAGAGGCGUACGGCUACACCUCGCCAAGCUCGAGCCUGAACCUCCACGUCGACAUGCUGCGGCAGUUUCAGGUCCAGCAGGCCGAGAUUGUGGCGCUGCUGGAAAAAUACUCGUCGCGCGGCGCUGCAGCUGCCGCCGAGCCUGUGGCUUCCACAGCACCGCCGCCAUCAUCGGCUGUAGCCUCGUUUUUCCGCACCGUCUCUCAGCAGUGA
This is a messenger RNA of Thecamonas trahens ATCC 50062, 1437 nucleotides long. RefSeq lists its product as uncharacterized. Gene Ontology annotation, cellular component: spindle pole; pericentriolar material; centriole. NCBI's taxonomy places the organism in Eukaryota, Apusomonadida, Apusomonadidae. Gene Ontology annotation, molecular function: gamma-tubulin binding. The coding region runs from base 1 to 1437 and encodes 478 amino acids. The record is from RefSeq and is a predicted model, not a curated record. Gene Ontology annotation, biological process: microtubule nucleation; mitotic cell cycle. The transcript has 3 exons.